Molecule: messenger RNA, 4217 nt
Organism: Phlebotomus papatasi
Lineage: Eukaryota; Metazoa; Arthropoda; Insecta; Diptera; Psychodidae
Product: nidogen
Exons: 11
Coding region: 128-4099 (1323 amino acids)
Biological process (GO): cell-matrix adhesion
Molecular function (GO): calcium ion binding
Source: RefSeq, a predicted model, not a curated record
AGUCUCUGAAAUCGUCUCACUGGGAACAGACGAACUGGGAAAAGUUCUGAGAUUGUCGUGCUUCUCGAGGCAGGAUCUCUUAACCCAGGAUUAUCAGUGAUUAGUGAAUUUUUUUCUUCAUGAAACUAUGAGGAGUGUCUCCUUUUUUCUAAUCGUCCUCUUUGUGGGACAAUUUUUUGUGCAAAGUGCCCUGAGUGUUACCGAAUAUGAACUUUAUGAUGUUACAAAUGGCAAUCAGGCAUCCUUCCUGCCACUAGGAAAUGACAAAUUCGAGAGUGUUAAGCUGCCAACUCCUGUUUACUUCUUCACCCAACAAUACGACGAAGUCUUCAUUAACACGAAUGGGAUACUUACUUUCCGGUCUGAGUAUCCAUUCUUUGCAAAUGCACCCUUCCCCAUUGAGUACCCAGCCAUAGCGCCAUUCUACUCCAAUGUGGACACAACAGUCACCAAUGAUACCACCAAGAUUGCCUAUUACGUAACCCAUGAUCCUCAAGUCCUCUACUCUGCCACCGAUGUCAUCCGCAACGGAUUUACCAACACGAUCGAUUUUGAGGCCAGGAGCAUCCUUGUGGUGACCUGGUACAGAGUUGGACACUUUGACCGCAGUUCAGAUGCCUUUAACACUUAUCAGGUAGCUGUUAUUUGUGGAGACAGUGAAACCUAUGUUCAGUUCCUCUACCCAGAUGGUGGAUUGAAUUGGAUUAAGGGCGAUGUAGGAGAAUCUGGACUGCCAGAUGUCCGAGCCCAGGCUGGUUUUGUCUCAGAAGAAGGCGAAGUCUUCACCCUUAAAGGUUCCGGUCAAGAAAAUGUUAAAUAUUUGACCGAAUUGACUAAUUAUGGAGUUCCUGGGAUUUUCCUCUAUCGCGUUGGACCUCUUGGAUAUGAUCAGAAUGUUCAGGAACCCGAUAGGUACCUAGGAAGUCCUGAAUCUACUCACCUCACUUGUCGGGAUAGGGGUAAGCACAGGUGCCAUUCGAGUGCCGAUUGUGAGGACACAAGGGCUGGAUUCUGCUGCUCCUGCAAGGAUGGUUACUACGGAAAUGGCUAUAGUUGUAUCAAGAGUGAUGCUCCUAUCAGAGUAUCUGGUCUUAUCACUGGAACUCUGGGUGAUAGAACUGUCAAUUCCCAACUUCAGUCAUAUGUUGUAACUUCUGACGGCAGGACUUAUACUGCAAUCAGCCCCUUGGAACCUGAGGUUGGGAGUCGUCUGCAACUGCUUCAAGUGAUUGGGAGUAGCAUAGCUUGGCUCUUUGCCAAACCUAUCGGAAAUGUUCAGAAUGGGUAUCAGUUGACCGGAGGAAGUCUCAAUCAUACAGCGAUUCUCAGGUUUGAGGGAAGUGAUGAAGAAUGUAGAGUAGUUCAGAGAUUUACAGGACUCAAUAUUUGGGAUCAAUUAGCUGUUAACAUUGAGCUAAAUUGCAAUCUUCCGGAGAUUCCCUAUGGAGCUAGAUUGAGAUUUGGUGACUACGUUGAGGAGUUUUCUUGGGUUUCGAACACUGAGCUCCGGUCUUCAGAUUGGCAGAGACGUAUUUCAAUUCAGGAUCAUGAUCGAGAUCUUGUUUACAGUCUCACGCAGAUGAUUUCCUUCGAAAGAUGUCCCUAUGCUGAAAAAACAUCUGCCCCUGAGGAUGAAUCUACACCACAGAAAAUCUCCAAGGUGUCUGUAUCCUAUGAGCCUAGGGAACAAGCUAUUAGGAUCAGUAUGUUGAGUAAGGCGGGAAUUGAUCGGACAUCUAAUCCCUGCUCCGAUGGUUCAGCAAUCUGUGGAGAAAAUACCCUCUGUGUCCCAUCCCAUGAUGAAGAUGAUGCUGAGAAUUACAUGUGUCAGUGCAAGAAUGGUUUUGCUCCGGAUCGUAUUGAGGGAGGAGUUGAGCACUGCUCAGACAUCGAUGAGUGCCGUGGAGUGAAUAUUUGUGAUGAAAAUGCUGAAUGUUACAAUGAACUCGGUGGAUACUCAUGCAUCUGCCGACCAGGAUACCAAGGCAAUGGUUUUCAGUGUACUCCAGAGGGUUAUCCUUCACAGCCUCCAACUUAUACAACUUAUCCCACUGAAUCUCCGGAACCUGUAUCAGACUUCCGAUCUCAUCCGUGUGAUACCGCUGAUGCAUGCUCAUCAAAUGCCAUUUGCGUCAGUGGACUGUGCUUCUGCGUAAAUGGAUACUCAGGAGAUGGAAAACUCUGCACGCCAAAUUGUGCCCCGGAUGAAGAAUGGGUUGUCGAUCAGUGUGUGCAUCGAGAUAAUCUAGAGGAGGAUUACCGACCAGUGCUGUUUUGCGCGGAAGAGCGAUGCAGUUGUCCUUUAGGUUUCCAGCCAAUGGAACAUGCCUUCGGGAUAACUUGCGUCCUUCAAGACAAUGGUGACUCUUUUAAUACCAACGAUUACUAUGGUCCAGAAGGGAAUAAUGGAAGGUUGCAACUAUCAUGCAACGAGCAGAACAAUUGUAGUCCCUAUGCAGAUUGCCAAAGGAGUAGGACGGAGGCCAGCUAUGAGUGCGUUUGCAAACCUGGGUAUGACGGUGAUGGUCAUACUUGCGAAGAGAAAUCUGUCUCGUGCGCUGAAGAGGAUAUUUGCGAUGAGCAUGCCACUUGCAAGUAUGAUCAGAAUGAGAGAAGCAGCGUCUGUGUUUGCGAUCCUGGCUACGAGGGAAAUGGUCGUACUUGCUAUGUAGUAGCAGAGUGUCACUAUGACGAUGAUUGCGGUAUCUCAUCAGUUUGCGAAGCCGGAAUGUGUAAUUGCAGGGAGGGUUUUGAGAGGGAUGCAUCUGACUAUUGUGUCCCUAUUGGUUCCUGUGGGGGAGCUAUUUGUGCUGAGAAUGCCAUUUGUCGAUGGGAUCAGACUCAAAUGGUAUCCUACUGCUAUUGUCCGCCAGAUUUUGAAGGUGAUGGCAUACACUCUUGCAAAUCCAGGCCACCACCUUGCAAUGUCCGCAACAACUGUGGACUCUAUGCCUCUUGCUUGCCUAACUACAGGGAUUCUACAGUUUAUGAAUGUGUUUGUGAUCCUGGUUACGAAGGAGAUGGCUUUGUCUGUACUAGGGAACUCAAUUGUCUACUGGAUCCCCGAAUGUGCCAUCCACAGGCGAAAUGUUUGUCUGUAGCAACUGGUGUGAAGUGCGUUUGCAAUCAAGGGUAUAUUGGCAAUGGCACCCAUUGCGAAGAGAUCCAACGUCAUGAAACUGGAUUCUUGCUGAUAAGCCAAGGGGUUGCCGUUGUCAGGGUACCUUUUACCGCUCAACGGGGACGUCCUGUAUCCAUGUCUCAAAUGGCUAUUGGGGUUGAUAAGGAUUGCACAGAAGGAAGGGUUUACUGGAGUGAUAUCUCUUCCAAGACUAUCGUCAGUUCAAAGUAUGAUGGAACCGAUAAGAAAACUUUCAUUUCUGAAGAUAUUUUAUCUCCGGAGGGAAUAGCUGUAGAUUGGAUUUCCAGGAGGAUCUACUGGACGGAUUCUACAAAGGACACCGUAGAAGUUGCCAGUUUGGAUGAUGCCAAAUUGAGAGCAGUACUCGUAAGGAAAGACUUAGUUAAUCCUCGAGGAAUUGCAGUAGAUCCUCAUCAUGGAAAAAUCUACUGGUCUGAUUGGAAUCGUGCUCAACCUAAGAUUGAGUGGGCUAAUCUCGAUGGAACAGGUCGAGAAGUUCUACUAGGACAACCCCAAGUUAUGCUUCCUAAUUCUUUGGCCAUUUUCCAAAAAUCUGGAGAAUUGUGCUAUGCAGAUGCUGGAAACUUCCAGAUUGGUUGCAUUGACACCUACUCGAAAAAUCACAGAGUAGUGGUCUCAAAUCUGUCUUAUCCUUUCGGUUUGGCAAUCUCUGAUGAUCACUUUUACUGGACAGAUUGGACUACCAAAAAGAUCGAGAGUCUCGAUUUGCUGGGAAACAGGAAGAGUGGCAUCACAGGACCUUUAUUUGGAAGUCACAAAAUGUAUGGCAUGACUGCUGUGACAUCCGAAUGUCCCAUGUAUUUCAGCGAGUGCCAAGUUAACAAUGGAGAAUGUCCUGCAUCAAGGAUCUGCCUUCACAAUCCAAAUGCUCCAUCGAGACGAAGCUGUAAAUGUGCCAAUUCGCACAAUUGCAACGAAAUCGUGUUCGAUGACUAAAAGUUCACACUGUGUGUUUGUGUUCGUUUUAUGAUUGCAAUAUUAUUAAAAUUAUUAAUUAAUUAAAUGUAAAUGAGACAACAAUAAACUUAUCACGAAUGCAGGAUCUUGAAAGACA